This is a messenger RNA of Osmerus eperlanus (European smelt), 1583 nucleotides long. RefSeq names its product ATPase H+ transporting V1 subunit D (gene atp6v1d). Bases 184 to 930 code for a protein of 248 amino acids. NCBI's taxonomy places the organism in Eukaryota, Metazoa, Chordata, Actinopteri, Osmeriformes, Osmeridae. The transcript has 9 exons. Gene Ontology annotation, molecular function: proton-transporting ATPase activity, rotational mechanism. The record is from RefSeq and is a predicted model, not a curated record. Gene Ontology annotation, cellular component: proton-transporting V-type ATPase complex.
CCAGCUGAUCUCCCUUCGUUGCAAUUUCGCGUCACUAGCUUAGUCCUACGAUCGUCUAUGUAAAAGAACGACUGUUUACCGUCGUUCUUACAUUUAAGAAUAGGUGUCAUCCGUUUUAACAUCCAUUGGCCGCACAUAUUUCGAAACGGAAUUUAAGUGUAGAGCGUUGUGUUUUAGAACAAGAUGUCAGGGAAAGAAAGGAUCGACGUAUUCCCCUCCAGAAUGGUUCAGACCAUCAUGAAGGCACGUCUGAAAGGGGCACAGACUGGUCGCAACCUCCUUAAGAAGAAAGCUGACGCUUUAUCCAUGCGCUUCCGUCAGAUCCUUCGCAAGAUUAUUGAGACCAAGACUCUGAUGGGAGAAGUGAUGAGGGAGGCUGCCUUUUCUUUGGCUGAGGCUAAGUUUGCUGCUGGAGAUUUUAGCACCACUGUCAUCCAGAAUGUAAACAAGGCCCAGGUGAAGGUCAGAGCCAAGAAAGACAACGUGGCCGGUGUCACUCUACCUGUGUUUGAGCAUUACCAGGAAGGAGGAGACAGUUACGAGCUGACUGGUUUGGCCCGGGGAGGAGAGCAGGUUUCCAGGCUGAAGAGGAACUAUGCCAAAGCUGUUGAACUGCUGGUGGAGUUGGCAUCCUUACAGACAUCAUUUGUCACUCUGGACGAGGCCAUCAAGAUCACCAACCGUCGUGUAAAUGCCAUAGAGCACGUGAUCAUUCCCAGGAUCGAGCGCACCCUCACCUACAUCGUCACAGAGCUGGAUGAGAGAGAACGAGAGGAGUUCUACAGACUCAAGAAAAUUCAGGAGAAGAAGAAGCAGCUGAGGGAGAGGACCGAGAAGGAGAUUGCCGCCCGCCUGGCGGCCCUGGGCCCCAUCGCCGAGCCCGCUAACAUGCUGACAGAGGAGACGGACGAGGAUCUGCUGUUUGAGUGACGCGCCCUGCAGCCCUCCUCCAUCCCUUCUCCAUCUCCCGUCACCGUGCUCUGCACACCACCCUAUUUAUUCCGUUCCUCUCUGGUCACGUUGAUGUCUUCUUGUGAAAACCGAAGCAUUCGAUUUGUUUCAAUUACAUUUUUGGUGUGUACUUGUCAGUGAUGUUUUUAUGGUUUCAGUGUUGGAAAUAAGUGUUCAGAUUUAUUGAUCUAUGUCAGAUGUCAUGACAUUAAACUUUGCUGUUACCAGCAAACGCUUCAGUUCACUCAUGUUGACCUUGCAAAUAAUAUACAUAUAACAAUACAUUAAAGAUGUGAACUAUACUGUGCAUUCCAUUUAAUUUACGGAGUACAUACAGUAGAUGUUAUGACACAUUUUAUCUCGUAAUUGUCAUUGCAUGCUGUCAUUUUUUGCAGUCGUGGCAGGGUGGUUGUCAUUUUCCACCCUCAAGUCUGAAAGUGUUUUGUGGAGACCAGCCCCAUAAUAGUGACUACAUAGAUGGAUUUUGGAUUUUUCUCAAGAUUAAUCUGGGAUGUGACCACCCAAUCGUGAUUAUAUUGUAGCACCCAGUGUGCAGGUCUAUUGGCCACAUAGGAUAUUGUGUGACCCCAUCCAAAUGGCACUUCAUUCAAAUAAAAUGUAUGAGAAUAUUC